AUGUCCAGUCCCAAUCUACAAGAAAUCCAUGAUUUUCUCAUCUCUCUGGCCUUCAAGGCCGGGGACAUCAUCAACAAUGCUCUGCCCGAUACCAGCGGACCUGGCUCGAAGAAGAAUAGCGCCGAUCUCGUCACCGAAUAUGAUCGUGCCGUGGAGAAUAUGAUCUCGACGUCGUUGAAGGAGAAAUACCCGGAUUACAAGUAUGUUUCAAUCGUAGGCAUCUUCUUCAUCUUACUCAUUCACAUGGACAUGUUCCGUCUAUCCAUCUCAUUCCUAUAUGCCCAGCUAUCAUUCCACGGCGAAGAGACCUAUGAUCCCAAGAAACCCCUCACCGACGCGCCCACCUUCAUCGUGGAUCCCAUCGAUGGCACCGUCAACUUUGUCCACAGCUUCCCCUACGCCUGCGUCUCCCUCGGCUUCGCCGUCAAUCGGAUCCCCACCGUCGGCGUGGUCUUCAACCCGUCGACCAAGACCCUCUGGUCCGCGAUUCGCGGCCAUGGAGCCUUCCGGAAUCAGAGCACUCGUCUUCCCCUCAAGACUCAGGGAAACGUCACCGCGGUCGAGCCACUGUCCGGAUUGUCGAACGCGCUGGUUGCGAUUGAAUGGGGCUCGGACCGGAGUGGGCCGAACUGGGAGACCAAGGUGAGGACGUUUGAGAAAUUGGGCAAAGCGAAAGAAGAUGGGGGCGCCAUGGUCCGGUCAUUCCGAAGCUUGGGGUCGGCGGCGCUGAACAUGUGUGCCGUGGCCGAGGGCACGAUGGAUGUAUACUGGGAGGGCGGGUGUUGGGAGUGGGACGUGUGUGCGGCGUGGGUGAUUCUGGUCGAGGCCGGAGGGAUGAUGGUGGAUGGGAACCCGGAUGGGUGGCAGACUUCGUUGAACGGAAGGAAGUAUUUGGCCAUUCGGGGUGCGCCGAGGGAGAGUCAGGAGGAGAUUGUGCGGGAGUUUUGGAGUUUUAUUCAAGGUCGGCUGGAGUAUUAG
Molecule: messenger RNA, 978 nt
Organism: Penicillium oxalicum
Lineage: Eukaryota; Fungi; Ascomycota; Eurotiomycetes; Eurotiales; Aspergillaceae
Product: inositol monophosphatase family protein
Exons: 3
Coding region: 1-978 (325 amino acids)
Biological process (GO): signal transduction; inositol metabolic process; phosphatidylinositol phosphate biosynthetic process
Molecular function (GO): inositol monophosphate 1-phosphatase activity
Source: RefSeq, a predicted model, not a curated record